CCAAUCGCCGACUGGCCGAUUGUCUCCGGCCACUUCACCUAACAGGCAAUCGCUACCCAGCUGCCGUCAGCAUCGCAAGAGCGUAGGACGUAGCUUCCAGGUUCGGUCGACACCGACAAAGGGGCCACGCGGCUGUACGAGCAUUGGAAGUCACGCCGCCAUAGGUACCUUCCGUUACUCUCGACCUGCUAUCUGCCCGCGGCCAUAGAGGGGCAUUCAGACCACAACGUGCCCCCAUCAACCGGCCAUACUCCCCCCCGAGGUUUCUGGUUUCUGGUGCGGCUUGUGUAGUAGUGGCAUCGAAUAUAUCAAAUUCCGAGACUACACUGGAAAACGCCCAGACUAUAUAUCAAUACCUACCGCACACGGGACUGCCUAGACGAUAGAUCCAUACAUUGGGCUUGUCCUUCAUCGAUACCUGCCGGACCUAGCAGCGCCGAGGCCAUUUCUUGGUGACAUAGGUACAUACCUACCUACCUACCGCUCAUUCGACUCGGGGACACGACCGUCACGAUGACCGACGCAUCGAUGAGAGACUACGGCAUUGCCGCCCCCCAUGGUCCCAAUAUGGGUGGUCAACAUGUCGCUACUGCCGAUCUGGGAGACAUGAAGCAUAACGAGUCAGAAGUCUUUCGAUCACUUCUGCUACCCGACGACAGCUACGACGAGAACGGCACGUAUUGGGCGGAUAUGAAGGUCGCCCAGAGGCUCAAGUUUGUCAACAAAGUCGACUCUGCAGAAGCCAAGAAGGAGGUGCAGAGCAUCGGCCGCAUGAUGAAGGCCGAUCCUCUCAGUCCCGUCAGUUACUACUUCCGGAAUAUGGUGAUUCCUGGUAUGGGUCUCUUGCUUGAAGGUUACGUCUUGUUUUCCAUCGGGAAUGUGAAGCCCCUCUUCACCGCAGCUUUCCCGGACUGCUGGCACAAUUACAAGGUCUGCACCAAGACUUGGGUGCAGGCCGUGGACUACCUGGAGAUUCUCGGCAUCAUUGUGGGCCAAAUUCUGGUUGGUGUUCUCGGUGACUGGCUUGGUCGUCGGUGGGGCCUGAUUCAGGAUGCCGUGAUCAUGUUCUUGGGCCUCAUUAUGCUCACAGCUUCCUGGGGAACGACUUUGAACGGCUGGGUCAUCUGCUACACGUGGUCGCUGUUCUUCUACGGUAUCGGCGUGGGAGGAGAGUAUCCUAUGACAGCGACAUCUGGUAUGGAGAACGCUGUCGGAGCCGGAAAGAUCUCGACUCGAGAAGAUCGUCUACAUCGCGGCCGCAAGGUGACUUCGGCCUUCCUCAUGCAAGGCUGGGGCCAAUGGGCCAACCAGGUCAUCCUCAUUCUGCUCCUGCUGAUCUUCCACGGCGGCAAGAGCGGUGCUCCGUACAACAAGACCCUCGUGCAGUGGACCUACCGCGUGUCAUUUGCCAUUCCCGCCGUGGGCACCCUCUGGCUCUGCUACUAUCGUACUUACAAGAUGCGAUCUGCCUCCAAAGUGCUCCAGCAAGCCAAGAAAAAGCAGUCCGUCACCGGAUACGAUGUCAAGUCGCUGAGCUAUACCUUUACCUACUUUGGCGGUCGUGUCUUUGCCACUGCUGCUGCUUGGUACGCCAACGAUGUCUUCUUCUACGGAAAUAAACUCUUCCAGGCCGAGUUCAUCUCCACUCUCUCCGGCGACACAUCCUCGGUCAUGGUCAAUUGGCUCUGGAAUCUACUCAACAUUGGUGUUUCCCUUGUGGGCUACUAUCUGGCUUCGUUCCUGAUUGACAACAAAAAUUAUGGACGCAAAUGGAUGCAGAUUGUGGGAUUCAUGGGCGACUUCAUCUGCUUCAUCAUUCCCGCAUUCAACUACUCCUACUAUGCAGAAGGAGCCGGCGUGCACAAGUUCAUGGCAAUGUACUUUUUGUCAUCCUUCUUCAACCAAUUCGGGCCCAAUUCCGUCACCUUCUUGGUCGCCGCUGAGGUCUUUCCCACGCCAGUUCGUGCGUCUGCACAUGGAUUCAGUGCUGCAUGUGGUAAAUUGGGAGCUCUCACUGCAGCUGUCUUGUACAACUACAUUGAUGUGCCGACACGAUUCAUGGUCGUGCCCUGGUUCGGUCUUGCCGGAGCUCUCAUCACAUUUGUCUUUUUGCCUGAUACCACAGGACUGGAUCUCAAGGAGCAGGAACGCCGCUGGGCAUACAUUCGCGCGGGUCGCGAGAAUGAGUACCAUGGUGUUGCCAUUCACCCCCAGCAUCUAUCGUUGUGGGAGCGGAUGCGUGGUGGUGCCAAAAAUUACAAUGCGCAGAAGGACUAUGAGCAGAGGGUGGAAGAGAUGAGGGCUGAUUGGGAAGCUGCAAUGGCCCGCCGCGUCGCGGAAAAGGAGGGUGCUCAGGAUGAGGUGGACGAGGAUAACUGGUAUGUAAGGUAAUGUACCUGGUAUGCUUGCUUGACUGGUACAUCCAGGACAAAAGGUCACGAGGACAUUCUCGCCUGCCAUAUCGACUGCUUUCGUAGUGCAUCGAUCUGACCCUUCAGUAGAUGUUGGCAUCUGCUUAGACGAUCGAGUGGAAGAGGUCGCUCUGGUGAGCUCUUGGACCGCGCGCAGCCCAUUUCGUCCACCUUGGGUGUUUAUUGAUUGCAUUUUGCAGCUGAAGAGAUGUCGGUCCUACUGCGGUCCUUGACGAGUUACCAGUAUCCACCACCUAGGGUCAGGGUGAUUCUGUGUCUGUCCUCAUACUUCACUCCCGAAUCCCGUCCCUCAAUGCGAAGAGCACCAAUGUCGGCAAAGUCAGGUAGGUCAGGUACCUACAUGGACCUAACAUAGGUAGACCAGCCAGCCAGUCUGCACCAUCACAACCACCGUGUUCAUACUGUAUGUAGGUCACGGGUUCAAUGAUGAUUAUUACCGCCGCCACUGCCCUUCUCCCAGCCUUUGAUCGACUCAUCAAUAUUCAUCCAAUAUCUCAAUUUCACCGCCUCCCUCGUAGCAGUAGCCAAGUCUUCCUCAGCAAACGCAGACUCCAAAAUCUGAACACUCUUGUCGAUUCGCGCAUUAUUCUCGUUCCGGAUCUUCACCAGCCCUUCUUCGUCGUCCACGUCGUCGACGGCCUCGCGAGCCUCCAUGACUUCCAUCAGCAGUUCUCCUCCGUCUGUUUCGGCGUCGAGCUUCGCGCUGUCGUCGGCGACAUCGAUGCCCUUUUGAGCGAGCAAGUACUGCGCUCGUCGCAGCGGGUCCUGCAGCGUCUUGUAGGCCUCGUUGAUGCGCGCGCUCAGGGCCUCCGCAUGGCUCUUGUGAGCGGCCGACGCGACAUCUGGGUGCGCUUUGGCUUGGAGUUGCAGGUACUCUUUGCGGAGCUGGCGGAGGUCGGGCGAGAAGGACGUGUGUGGUGGUGGUCCGCGAGGAAAUGUCUGGGGGAAGAUGGAGUAGUGUGUCGUCGUCGUCGUUGCCGUCGUCUGGGUGGGCGGUUGUCGCUCGCUGCUGUACUUUCUCGUUCUCGUCUCCGUGCUCGUGAUCGUCCUCCACCUUCUUCUCAACGUCACGUCGGCCGUUCUCAUGUCCACCGCCGGCAUCGUCACCGCCGCCGCCGUCGCCAUCUUGGUCGACAACGUGGAUAAUGUUGACCGCAUCUUGCACGACAAGAGAAGGU
Sphaerulina musiva SO2202 is the source of this 3610-nucleotide messenger RNA. RefSeq names its product phosphate transporter A-1. Gene Ontology annotation, biological process: transmembrane transport. The transcript has 3 exons. The record is from RefSeq and is a predicted model, not a curated record. Gene Ontology annotation, cellular component: membrane. NCBI's taxonomy places the organism in Eukaryota, Fungi, Ascomycota, Dothideomycetes, Mycosphaerellales, Mycosphaerellaceae. Bases 514 to 2391 code for a protein of 625 amino acids. Gene Ontology annotation, molecular function: transmembrane transporter activity.